This is a messenger RNA of Cyprinodon variegatus (sheepshead minnow), 577 nucleotides long. Its product is annotated as NADPH-dependent diflavin oxidoreductase 1-like. Gene Ontology annotation, molecular function: oxidoreductase activity; FMN binding; flavin adenine dinucleotide binding. Gene Ontology annotation, cellular component: cytosol. The record is from RefSeq and is a predicted model, not a curated record. The annotation marks the transcript as partial. Lineage: Eukaryota; Metazoa; Chordata; Actinopteri; Cyprinodontiformes; Cyprinodontidae. The transcript is spliced from 4 exons.
GUCUCUGGGUUCAUUGGGCAGCUUUGCAGCUGGAGACGUGGUGAUGAUGCAUCCCCAGAACUCUGCAGAGGACGUGCAGCUCUUCUGCCAGCUGCUCCGGUUGGACCCGGAGUCCAGGUUCUGUCUCAGAGCCACAGGCGACGCUCCAGUUCCACCCAGACUGCCUCAGCCCUGCUCCGUGCGCCACCUGGUGGAGCGUUACCUGGACAUCGCCGCCGUGCCUCGCCGCUCCUUCUUCGAGCUGCUGUCCACCCUCGCCACCAACGAGCUGGAGCGGGACAAACUGACCGAGUUCAGCUCGGCGGCCGGACAGGACGAGCUGCACAGCUACUGCAACCGGCCGCGGCGCACGGCGCUGGAGGUUCUGUCAGAUUUUCCUCACACCACAGCAGAAAUCAGAGCAGAUCACCUCCUGGAUCUGUUCCCAGAGAUCCAACCUCGGUCCUUUUCCAUCGCCUCCUCUCUUAAGGCUCACCCAAACAGGCUGCAGGUCCUCGUCGCCGUGGUCCGAUAUAAAACCAAGCUGUACAAACCCAGGAGAGGCCUCUGCUCCUCAUGGUUAGCCUCUCUGGACCCU